Molecule: messenger RNA, 2082 nt
Organism: Amaranthus tricolor (Joseph's coat)
Lineage: Eukaryota; Viridiplantae; Streptophyta; Magnoliopsida; Caryophyllales; Amaranthaceae
Product: deSI-like protein At4g17486
Exons: 4
Coding region: 924-1661 (245 amino acids)
Biological process (GO): protein deubiquitination
Molecular function (GO): deubiquitinase activity
Source: RefSeq, a predicted model, not a curated record
CUAAUGGGUUCUUUUUAAUUUUCAUUUCUUGUAUAUUUUCUUUUUUAUUUUUUUUAUUUGAAACUGUAUUUUUUUUCUUGUUAUUGGAAUACUAUUAAUUAAUAAAAUAACUUGAAAAUGGAAAUGGGUUCAUUUUGAAUUUUUGAAUUUGCAGUUUUUUUAUAUUUCCAAGAUUGCAUUUUUUUCUCUUUUUUUAUUUGUGGGAAAUCUAUACGGAAAUGUUGUUUUUAUUUAUGGUGUUUCAAGAACAUACCUUGGACUUUUUUGUAUGUGUUUUACAUUUUGUGGGGUUUUUGCUAUGGUGAUUUGUUCUUGUUGAGCUGCAUUAUCUUUCUAAGAUCUGAUAUUGUAUUCCCAAUUAUAUUUCCUCUAGGAUCUACUUGUUAUUUGGGGUAAUAUGCCUAUUUAAGAUGUAGCAUUGUCCUUUAUUUAGAUGUUUAGAAAUAAUUGAGGAGAAAAAUGAUGCAGGACUGAAAUGUGCAUGAAAUCAUGGUUUUCCCUGGAAAAAAGUGAGGAAAUUCUCAAAUGUUUCAUCAUUCAUGUCUUCCUAGGAACCUUUUCCAAUUUCCAUUACCACAACGACAUUAAGUUAUCAAAUAUAUGCAACUACAAAUGUUCAUUUGGGUCAUCGGAUUGAUUUCAGACUAGAUGCUUCAGGUUAGAACUAGAGAGUGGCAGAUCUAGCCUGUUAUCACUGAGGUCAGUUGACAUCACUUAAAUUCAAAAUAAAAUCAAAUGUUACAUGUAUACAUACCCUAGAUGAGUUGGUCAGUGUAAUGUUUUCGACAUAUGUGACUAGGGAUCAAACCCAAUAGGUUGUUUUUCACUUAAAUUGAUAUCACUCUUUUUUUUCUUUGGAUCCGCCACUGGAACCACACAUCACUGAAGUUCUCGUUUCAUAGAUUCCCAUCCUCACGGAAAACAUGAAACGGAAUUCCAGAAGUGCAUCCUGCAGUAGUAAGCCUGGUCGUAGUACAGGAAAAUUCACCUCUCGUUUUUGUAUGUACCCCAAAGUGAAAUCAGCGGAUAGCAGCCCAGGAUUUGCUCCGGUCUACCUAAAUGUCUAUGAUUUAACACCUGCUAAUGGCUACAUGUAUUGGGCAGGACUUGGUAUAUAUCACACUGGUAUUGAAGUCUAUGGUGCGGAAUAUGCGUUUGGAGCGCAUGACUUUCCUACAAGUGGUGUUUUCGAGAUUGAACCUCGACAAUGCCCUGGAUUCAAAUUCAGGAAAGCAAUAUUCAUGGGAUCAACAUCUCUUGAGCCUAGUGAAGUUAGAGAGUUCAUGGAGCAACAAUCUCGAAACUAUUUUGGCGACACCUAUCAUUUGAUACUCAAGAAUUGCAACCAUUUCUGCGAUGAUAUAUCUUACAAAUUAACAGGAAAGAAGAUCCCUAAAUGGGUUAAUCGCCUCGCGAGAAUAGGCUCACACUGUAACUGCAUACUUCCGGUAAGUCUCAAGGCAUCAACAGUCCCGGGCACCCAUAUUGAAAGUGAAAAGAAGCACCUACGAUUACGACCCUUCAGCUGCUUUUCGUCGUUCUCAAUGUCGCAGAAAGACGAAUCAAUCUCUUCCUUUUUCCUACAUUCACACUAUAGAGGAUGUUUACCUCCUUGGGAGUCAAGAAGGGCACGAUCUGGGUUUUUCGAAGAGGAUGACUAACAAGGAAAGAAAUCUUCGUUUUUCACCAACCAGUUCGAGAUUUUUAGAAGAGUUGGUGAAUAGUGUUAGUUGUGAUCAUUGUGCAUAGAUCCUAUAGGUGUGACCGAGCGAGUGUAUAGAUGUCGUCUCACCAUUUUGUUUCUGUUAGAAGUAGUUGGUUUGCUGUAAAAGAGGAGAUUUGAGGUUCCUUACAAAAGGGUGUCAAAGGGCUAUUUUUUUUAUGCAUAAAUCUGUACUUGUUUUGUUCUUGCAUGUCAAGGUCUAUGCUCUUUGUGUAAAGGGAAGAUUCAAGCGACUGAAACUUAUUGUUCUGGUUCGAAUAAUGUUGGGUAUGUCGGUUCGGACCUAAAAGUAACAUAUUUGCAGGUCAGGUGAUUAUCGAUUCAUAUUUGAAUUUUUGGAUCAUAUCACAUUUGAAUAA